Lycium ferocissimum is the source of this 1084-nucleotide messenger RNA. RefSeq names its product bZIP transcription factor 53. Bases 452 to 898 code for a protein of 148 amino acids. The transcript is spliced from 2 exons. The record is from RefSeq and is a predicted model, not a curated record. Gene Ontology annotation, biological process: positive regulation of DNA-templated transcription. Gene Ontology annotation, cellular component: nucleus. NCBI's taxonomy places the organism in Eukaryota, Viridiplantae, Streptophyta, Magnoliopsida, Solanales, Solanaceae. Gene Ontology annotation, molecular function: DNA-binding transcription factor activity; transcription cis-regulatory region binding.
AACCACAUUACAACUAUGACAGAACUUUUCUUAAAAUAAUAAUAAAAAAUCCUUAAUUUUCUCAAAAAGCUUCUUCAAAUCUCCUAUAUAAACCCCCAUAUCUCCACCUUCAUAACCUUCUUUUGGCCCUUCAGGUUCUACUACUCCCUCUUUGCAAAGAUCUUUUUUGUGAAUACCUUCACUUCCUGUCUGGAUUUGGAUCUACUCAGGCAACUAUUGGUUUCUUACAAAGUUUCAAUGUUUGAUUCUUAGUUUCAAAGUUUCUUCAUGACAUCCUCUAUACGCACGCGUAGACUUCGGAUUAUGCACUCUUUCUCUGUAGUCUUUCUUCACUGGUUCUACAUGUUUUCAUGAACUAGCCUUCAUAAUCAUUGUCCCAUUCCAAUUUAUUUUAGAAUUUCCAUAGCCACACCAUCACUUUAGAAUUGCACAUAGUUUCCUAUUAUUUCACAUGGCUUCGGCUCAGCAACUGCCGAGUUCUGGUUCUGAUGCAAAGUUUGAAGAAAGGAAAAGGAAGAGAAUGGAAUCCAACCGUGAGUCGGCCAAGAGGUCACGGAUGAAGAAGCAGCAGCGUUUGGAGGAGUUGGUGAGCGAAACAACACAGCUGCAGAACCAGAACGGUGUAAUCCGUGAUAGGAUUGAUUCUGUAGAAAGGAAUUACCGGGCCAUGGAUGCGGAGAAUAAUGUGUUGAGGGCUCAACUUGCAGAAUUGACUGAGCGGUUGGAUUCACUGAACUCGAUGACCGUAUUUUGGGCUGAUAAUACUGGAUUUCCUGUUGAUAUUCCUGAAAUUCCCGAUACUUUGCUGGAGCCAUGGCAACUGCCUUUCCCAAUUCAACCUGUCACUGCUACUUCUGAUAUGUUCAAUUUUGAGCCUGCUGGUCUGAUGAUGAUUUAAGGAGUAUCUGUUAUUGAUAUUAAUGAUGUAGUGUUUGUUUCUGUCUAGUCAGGGUUGGCUACUAUUUAUAUGCGAAUAUCUAGUUUGUUGUUUGUACUAGUAAUUUGUCAAUGAUAUUUUGGUCUCUAGGUUUAUAUAUGCAUCUUGGAGUAAUUUGAAUGAUAUUGGCCUUUUGUUUCGGUGGAA